AUGGGCUCUCUGUUCCUAUCCGACGACAACAUUUCACAAUCAUCACACGGCACUCGCAGACGUGACAUGGCGCCGACCAUUGAAUCCUCCCUGGAGACGCAGGGCCUCGCACACGAGCAGACGGAGCUCUUGAAUCUCAUUGACAAGCUCCAGUUUGCGCAGCUCGACAAUGUCAAGCUUCCGCAAAUCGUCGUAGUCGGCGACCAGUCGGCCGGCAAGAGCUCCGUCCUCGAGGCUCUCUCUGGCACACCGUUUCCACGCGAUGCUGGAGCCUGCACAAGAUUCGCCACCGAGAUUCGACUUCGCAGAGCAAAGGAGACGAGACUGAAGGUGUCCAUUAUUCCCGACAAGACACGGCCGUACAAUGACCAGACCAAGCUGCUGCAGUACGGCGGCGACGUCACCGGCGACAUGCCCUUUGAGACGCUGAUGCGCGAAGCCACAGAGCUCAUUGCGCCCAAGAAUAUACCCGGGCGGUUUGCGGCCAGAGACAUUCUGGUGGUGGAAAAGACGGGCCCAGAGAUGCCGCUUCUUACACUUGUCGACUUGCCGGGCCUGGUUCGUGUCGCCAACCGCGACCAAUCCGAGGCCGAUAUCGCGACCAUCGAACAUCUCUCCGAUCGCUAUAUGAAGAGCUCCCGAACAAUUAUUCUUGCCGUUAUUGGCGGCAACAAUGACUAUGUCCAGGCGCCGAUUCUGACCAAGGCUCGCCACUUUGAUCCCAACGGAUCCAGAACGAUUGGUGUCCUGACCAAGCCUGAUAUGACUGAGGGCAUUGGCCUGGAAGACAAGUUUGUGGAGCUCGUUAUGAACAAGGACGACGAGAAUCACUUCAAGCUAGGCUGGUACGUCUUGCUCAACCCCGGCCCUGGCGAACAGUGGACUACGGCUGCGGACCGCGAUCGCCGCGAGGCCGAGUUCUUCACUCGUGGCAAAUGGGCCAAUCUGCCACCGCAGAUGUGGGGAGUGUCCUCGCUGCGACAAAAGCUCAGCAGCCAGCUGCAGCGUCACAUUGGCAAGCACGUCAAGAGUCUCCGCCGCCAGAUCCAGCAGGCCCUCGAGCGCUGCGACGGCCAACUCAAGGAGAUGGGCGAAGGCAAGGACACUGUGGAGGAGAUGCGGUUCGAGAUGGGCGAGCUGUUUGCCGCUUCCAACAAUCUAGUCACACCCGCCGUCAACGGCAACUACAAGAAUCCAUUCGGCGAGCGCUUCUUUGCCCGGCAAUCGAGCCCCAAAGGCACGCCUUCACAAAAGCUCCGCGCCCGGGUCCGUGAAGAGAGCGAGCGCUUCUCGCGUCUGUUUCGCCAGCAGGGCCGCAAAGUCAAUUUUGCCCAGCCCGCGGCCGUCAACGGCCUCACUGCGGCCGGCACUGUCGGCGACCAGAGCAAGAAGGACUUUGCGCAGUACGAGGUCGAGCCGCUCCUGCGCCAGAUUCGCGGCAACGAGCUGCCGCUCGACUCCAACCCGCGCGCGCCGUACAUUCUAUUCCAGGACUACUCGCGCAACUGGCCCGUGCUGGCGCAAGAGUACAAGGACAACCUGAGCGUCAUCUGCAGCGACUUUCUCGCCGACGUCAUCCGCCACAUCUGGCCGAUGCGCAUGCGCGACCCGCUGCGCUACCACUUUCUCGAGACCAAGAUGCGCGAGCUCACGGAGCGGGCCGACCAGGAGCUGACGCGCCUGACGGACGACAUGGAGCUGGAGAUUCAACCUUAUGAUCCAGAAUACGAGGAGCGUCUGCGAAGGUGGCGCGCCGAGGCGACGGAGAAUGGCGGCACGUAUACCGAGGCGGAGGAGGUGCUGGAGAAGAUGCUCAUCUACUACGACCUGACGGCGCGCAUCUUUACGCGCAACGUCAUUACUCAGGUUGUCGAGCGUCAUUUGCUGCUUGGCAUGCUACGGCUCUUCAACCCCGUUGAGAUUCUGCGUAUGCCCAACGCGACGAUUGAGUCCAUUGCCGCCGAGAACAAGGAGACGCGCGAGCGCCGCCUGACGCUCAAGGAGCAGAAGAAGGCGAUCGAAGAGGCGCGGAGCAUCUGUGCUAGCCUGGCGAUGCGGAGUGAUUUGCGCGCCUUUGCUGAUGAGGCGGACGAUGAUGUUGACUCGGACGCCGAAGCACCGUCGAGACGAAACACUGUCAAGAGACAGUCGACGGCGGCGCAAGCAGCACCGCCACCACGGCGCUCCGUGGAGUCAAACCGCCAGAGCUAUCAGGAUGAGCGCCCCCGGCAAAACGUAGACACCGCCCGCCCUCGUCCUCAGCAGCCCUCGGCGCCAGUUGCGCCUGCCACGCCUAGCAUCCAUAACGACCAGCCUCGUGAGUGGGACUCACCGUACUACACGACAGCCUCGUCGACGCAGCAGCAGCAGCAGCAGCAGCCGCCCCAUGCGCCGCCGCCGCCGCCGCGCCCGCAAAAGGUGGGCUACGAGGAGACGAAUGGGUAUUAUGAGGCUGCGCCGGUGCAGAAUGGCGCGAGAGGAAACAAGGAUAGCGCAAGACAGCGUCUUGCGGCGGUGAUGCGGAGUCAGUAA
Akanthomyces muscarius is the source of this 2532-nucleotide messenger RNA. RefSeq lists its product as uncharacterized. Gene Ontology annotation, cellular component: membrane; microtubule; cytoplasm. The transcript has a single exon. Gene Ontology annotation, molecular function: microtubule binding; GTPase activity; GTP binding. Lineage: Eukaryota; Fungi; Ascomycota; Sordariomycetes; Hypocreales; Cordycipitaceae. The coding region runs from base 1 to 2532 and encodes 843 amino acids. The record is from RefSeq and is a predicted model, not a curated record.